This is a messenger RNA of Nannospalax galili (Upper Galilee mountains blind mole rat), 1174 nucleotides long. It is a transcript of the gene Rpl8, whose product is annotated as ribosomal protein L8. The record is from RefSeq and is a predicted model, not a curated record. Lineage: Eukaryota; Metazoa; Chordata; Mammalia; Rodentia; Spalacidae. Gene Ontology annotation, molecular function: structural constituent of ribosome; RNA binding. The transcript has 2 exons. Gene Ontology annotation, cellular component: cytosolic large ribosomal subunit; nucleus; ribosome. Gene Ontology annotation, biological process: cytoplasmic translation. Bases 221 to 895 code for a protein of 224 amino acids.
UCAGAGGGCGACUGGGAGCUCCGCCGCCCAGUGGCAUCCCCGCUCAGUUCUGGAAACCACAGAAGGCUACCCGCCCGAUUUCCUAGAGCGGUCCGGAAAUGUCUGUGGGUCCUUCCGGGGACCGGCUCCACUUCCGGCUGUCUUCUACGCUGCGGACUCCUUGCUCCAGGCAGCUGGUUGAGACCUUCCCUUUGGACUGAUCAAGGAGGAGGAGGCAAGGAUGUCUGCCUCCGGGGCUGCAGCUCCAUACUUGCACCAUACGGUUGACAAUCAUAGUGGCCAGGUCAGUUUUCUGGGAGCCCAGCUCCCUCCAGAAGUGGUAGCAGUGGCUCAGCUUAUGGGGGACCUGGACAGAAGUACCUUCAGGAAGUUGCUGAAGCUUGUAGUUGGGGGAUUGCAAGGGGAAGACUGCAGAGAAGCUGUUCAGCACCUUGGUGUCAGUGCCAACCUGUCAGAGGAGUGUCUGUGUACCCUGCUGGCAGGCACACACACACUACUCCACCAGGCCCUCCGGCUGCCCCCUGCCAGCCUGAAGCCAGAUGCCUUCCAGGACCAGCUCCAAGAGCUCGGCAUUCCCCAAGACCUGGUUGGAGAUUUGGUCAGUGUGGCAUUUGGGAGCCAGCGUCCAUUGCUUGACUCUGUGGCCCUACAACAGGAGGCCUGGCUCCCCCACAUGGCUGACUUCCGGUGGCGAGUAGAUGUGGCCAUCUCCACCAGUGCCCAGGCCCGCUCCUUGCAGCCAAGUGUCCUCAUGCAGCUAAAGCUCUCAGAUGGAUCUGCACACCGCUUCGAGGUACCCAUGGCCAAAUUCCAGGAGCUGAGGUACUGUGUGGCCUUGGUCCUGAAGGGGAUGGCAGAGCUGGAGAAGAAGUGUGACCUCAAACUGCAGGACUGAACCCUACAUUGUGGGUGCUGAAGCUGGUACUAGAGCACAGCCUCACUGAUUAUGAGGUUAACUUGAGUGAGGGCCUGCAUGUAAGGAUGUAUUUUUAAGUGAAAAGAUAGCUGUGCCCUUAAAAAAAUUUUUUUUUCAAGUAAAGGAACAGCUGGGUGUGGUGGCACAUGCUUGUAAUCCUGGCACUUGGAAGGUGGAGACUGGUGUUUGAGGCCAGUCUGAGAAAUACAGGGAGACCCUGUUUCACCAUCAGAAGAAGUAAAGCAACUAUUAAAAAGA